GGAGUGAGGUCUGUGCCUGCCGACGCGCCUCUCCUGUGCAGCCCCCCUCAAGAAGAGCUUUUAAUGAAGGCAAACCUUGGAAUUUUUGAAAGGGAGAAGGAUCUGCAUAAUACCAGUGAAGUGGAUAAAAACGCACGGCUGCCUUCUUUUUGAGUUGUUUUUUCCUCUGGUGUGUGAAUGAAACGCGAAAGCAAAUAGAGUGAAAGAGGAACGGUGCAGGUUCUGGACUGGGAGUAGAUCUGUCAGAGUGGUUUUGUGUAAACACGUUUCCAGUGCGCCCGUUUUAACUUUUAUUUCUUCACAACCUGGCGAGCUCUACUCUUCUGCUUACACAUCGCGGAGUUGCUUUUUCCCGGAGCGAAGAGACUUUCGUGUUUUCCCCCUUCAGUGAGACUGCUUAAACUUUCUACGUUUAAAAAAAAUAAAUAAAAAGAUCGGAUUGCAUUUUCCCCCUUCAAACAUUUUGGAGGUGAUGUCAUCGUGCUGUGUUUUGGCUGGUAUUGUGUCGAGAGGGCGCAGGGAGGACUGCUGCAGCCAGGCGGAAAACAGCGGCUGAAGCGAGUGGGGAAGUCCGGAAAAUCAGGUGCAAAGUGCGGCUGUUAUUUCCUUGCUGUGUCGCGGGUGGCUGAGUCCGCCACCCAGUCACAGCUGUUCCCAUCCUCUCCAGCCACCCCUCCCUCCCUCUUCUUUCUUUCCCCUUUAUUAUCCCCACCCAUUCUCAUUCAGCACUCUCCAUACAACCCUCUGAGCUGGACCGCUCCGGGACCUUGUCGCCACCUCUGUCGGACACUGUUGGUCGGUGUCACCUGAGCCACAGACCCAUUGAGCCAGCGUUGAGGCGCAGACAUGAGCGAGGCCGCCCUGCAUUACCCUGCGCCCUCAGAGCGCCCGUCUCCAGCUCACACUUUGCUCCAUCAGCCAGCUCAGGUAGCCCAUCUUCACCAGCUCCCGACACUGCUCUGCUGGGACUAAACUUGCCCCCUGCUCCUGUCUGUGUGGGAACAUAAUCUAAAUUACUCUGUUGUAAUAUAUCAUUCAUAACAGAAUACAUUUUUGAGAGCAAAAGCUUGCAGCUGAAACAUUACGCAUUGGAUUACGCAGAAUAUUCCGCACGCACGGCAGCUGUCCAGAGCUCCGAGCAUCCCUCUGAGGGUCAACAAGGUCGACUGGAGUUGGCUAUCUGUUCAGCGUGCACGCGCUUUCACCUGUUCAUCCCUCCUUGUUGGGGACGCGCAGUCUUUAAAGACCUAACCUUCCCUCCUUUGCUCCCCGCCCUCUCGCCUGUCUACACGGGUCUGGUCAGCUGUUAGAGGUUGCCCGGCGGUCACAGUGGCACAAUUACCCCUCCCUCACACCCCACUCUGCCCGCGCCCGCACAUUCACCCACGCCGGGGGUACCAGGGCACACCGCCGCCGAUGCCAACGGGAGUGUCCGCUGACUCUUUGACUCUGCUCAACAUCCAGCGGAUUCAAAACACAGAGGGGAACUCUCCGGACUGUCGGACUGGCUCAGACCGAGCGAGGAGACCGUCUCUGGGCCAAGUUCCAUAGUGGAGGGGGGAAGCGAUGUGGUCCCUUCUUUCCACGCUGACCGUCUUAUGUAUCCAGAUGUUGCUGGUGAUGUGCAAUCCAUUACAGCAGGUACUUGGUGUGGAUGGGGUCAACUUCAGCGUGCAUGUGGAGAACCAGACGCAGGUGCAAGACACCAUGAGUCGACGACACCACCGGGUCUACCAGCUCUACAGCCGCACCAGCGGAAAACACGUCCAGGUGCUCGGACGCAGAAUCAGCGCUCGAGGAGAAGAUGGAGACAAAUAUGCCCAGCUCGUAGUGGAGGCUGAUACCUUCGGUAGCCAGGUGAGAAUACGGGGCAAAGAAACAAAUUUCUACCUGUGCAUGAAUCGCCGCGGCAAGCUGGUAGGAAAGAAGGCCAGUAAUCGAAGCGCUGACUGCGUCUUUGUGGAAAAGGUCCUGGAGAACCACUACACAGCCCUGAUGUCAGCACGCUACACAGGCUGGUAUGUGGGCUUCACUAAAAGAGGCCGUCCUCGCCGUGGCCCACACACGCUCCCCAACCAGCAGGAUGUACACUUCAUGAAGCGUUUUCCGCCCGGGGAGCAGCCUGACCUCACCACACCCUUCCGCUUCACCACCAUCAGCAAGCGGGGAAAAAGGGUUCGCGCUACUGGGCCUCGCUAGUAGUGGCUAACGCUAGCACCCACUGUCUUGUCAUCCAAAGCCUGGACCUGAGCCUGCAUAUGGCUAACCUAGUCAUCUCUUCUGUCACACACGACUGAACAGCUCCCUUUGUUGGGACAAACAUUGACCAGAAACUUGAUGAAUCAUUCAUGGGGUUUAGCUUUACAACCUACUAAUUUGCCACUACAGUCCCAAAGUUAUUGAUCCUGCCUCUCAGUUUCACUUCCCUUCCUGGACAAACUGGACUUUUACUAGUCCAUUGCUGGAAGCUCUGUGGAUACGGUCUGUUUCCCUUCAUAGGCCAGAAACCUGAAGGGCAGCCAGAGUCCCAGGCUCUAUGAAGGCCUUUACUCCACAACCACAUGAACCACAAGGCCUUCAUGUCUCCUGUUACUGGACCAGCUGGACAGUGUCAAGUGUGGGAUUACAACAGGACCAUACAUAGACAGCGAGGUUGGGAGAAACUGACUGGACAAGAAAGUGGGUGCUUAGCUUAUGGACAAAGGGAAAAUAGGAGGGAGAAGACGGGAAAACUAUGGACUGGACGAAGGGAUAGAGUGAUCUGCACAGAUCUAAUUGACCAAUUAUGGAUUGUUGACUUGUGACGCACUUAUUUGUCUCACUGCAAAAUCAGUGGGAACCAGUGAGAUUGUUAGAUGGAUGUCAAAGGAUGAAUGAGGGAAUGACAGAGUGCGUGAAUUACAGAAUAAAUGCAUGUUUGUAAUGAGAAACAGAAGGAGAGAAAAUGUAUGUUGGAGUGUGUGUUUGCAUGUGUGAGUGAGUGCACCAACAACCAUGAGUGAAGCUGGAUCACGAGGGACUCUGGAAAGGGACCAUUCAGUCCCUGCAUGAACCCGUGACAACCCACCGCAGGGACUGAAGCUCAAAGAACUCGAAUGUAUAAAAACCAAGCUGCACCAAAAACAGCCAUCCAAUCACAGAAAACCAAAACCAACAGCCGACCAAAGACAACUGGAGACCUUCUUCACGACUCCUCCCCUUGCCCUGGACCCCCAGAGGACACUUCACCUUCAGCUUAUAGGUGCAGAGGGUGACAAGCGAAGGGGCGAGCACUGCGGGGAGGGUGCCUUGUCGAUUAGCAUUGCUAUAGAAACGACCCAGGGGAUGAUGCACCUGUGUGAUACCGUGGAUACAGAAUGCUGCUACCAGGACAUUCAGUGGAACAAACCAAAGUCUCAUGCAUACACACAGGAGAAAAAAUAUUAAAGGGAACAAUUUAUUGAAAGUUAUAUAUAUUAUAUAUAUAAAAGAAGACAGAACCCCUAAAUAAGCAAUCUUAUUAUGAUGGUUACUAUAAUUAUUACGAUAAAAUUAUUUCAUUUAUUUAUUUCAGCUCUGUGUGCAGCAGUCUUUCCUGACUCAGUAAAUCUUACGGAAACGUUU
Notolabrus celidotus (New Zealand spotty) is the source of this 3603-nucleotide messenger RNA. It is a transcript of the gene fgf18a, whose product is annotated as fibroblast growth factor 18a. The record is from RefSeq and is a predicted model, not a curated record. Gene Ontology annotation, biological process: positive regulation of protein phosphorylation; fibroblast growth factor receptor signaling pathway; positive regulation of gene expression. The transcript is spliced from 5 exons. NCBI's taxonomy places the organism in Eukaryota, Metazoa, Chordata, Actinopteri, Labriformes, Labridae. The coding region runs from base 1567 to 2199 and encodes 210 amino acids. Gene Ontology annotation, molecular function: type 2 fibroblast growth factor receptor binding; type 1 fibroblast growth factor receptor binding; growth factor activity. Gene Ontology annotation, cellular component: cytoplasm.